Molecule: messenger RNA, 3282 nt
Organism: Nymphaea colorata (pocket water lily)
Lineage: Eukaryota; Viridiplantae; Streptophyta; Magnoliopsida; Nymphaeales; Nymphaeaceae
Product: exocyst complex component SEC15B
Exons: 2
Coding region: 118-2610 (830 amino acids)
Biological process (GO): exocytosis; intracellular protein transport; Golgi to plasma membrane transport
Cellular component (GO): membrane; exocyst
Source: RefSeq, a predicted model, not a curated record
AUUUGGUAAUUUUACUUCUGCGCCGCCCCCAAAAUCCUUGUGCGCUGGACCGGACGCCGAGAACCCAGAAGGCGAAGAAGAAGGAGGCGUCGAUCGAGGGAUAGGAAGGCGGCGACGAUGCAUCCGGGGACGAGGACGCGCCGGCGGGUGGCUCCGGCGGGGUCUCCGGGACCUGACGGGGAUGAGUCCGCUGAGAAGCUUGACUACAUGCUCAUCUCGUCCUCCAUCUGCAAUGGGGAUGACCUCGGUCCUCUAGUCCGUAAGGCCUUCGCCGCCGGGAAGCCUGACGCCCUCCUCCACCACCUUCGCCGCUUCGCCCGCUCCAAGGAGGCCGAGAUCGAGGAUGUUUGCCGUUCCCAUUACGAGGACUUCAUCCUCGCCGUCGACGACCUCCGAGCCCUCCUCGCAGAUGCCGACUCUCUGAAAUCGGCUCUCUCCGAGACUAACUGCCGACUCCAGGAGGCCGGCCUCCCCCUGCUUUCUCGACUCGAGGAGCUCCUGGAGGCAGAGACCGUACGCGCCAACCUUUGCCUCGCUCUCCGCUCGGCCACGCUCUGCGCUCGGACGGCUUCCGUCUGCGCCAAUGUCAACGGCCACCUCUCCAGCGAUGAUUUAUAUCUUGCCCUGAAAUCGCUCUCGCUCCUCGAGCAAGAUCUCCUUCCACGCACCCCUUCCUCCGCCCUCCGCCGGAUGCUGGAUUGCCACAUCCCUACUAUCCGCGCCCACAUCGAGCUUCGCGUCUCCAAGGACUUCAGCGACUGGCUCGUCCAGAUCCGCGUCGCCAGCCGUGAGCUCGGCCAGCUUGCCAUCGGCCGCGCCUCCUCCGCCCGCCAGCGCGAGGAGGAGCUCCGCGUCAAGCAGCGUCAGGUGGAGGAGCAAACCAGGGUCAGCCUCCGUGAUUGCGUCUACUCUCUUCACACCGAGGAAGACGACGAUAUGGAGGAGGAUAGGAGAUCCGACACAAGCGCAGGUUCGAACUCCGCCGCCGGAGGUGACAUAGCCGAUCUCCGGUCCCUCUACCGCUGCUACCACAUCUACCAGACCCUGGGGCUCAAGGAUCGGUUCAGGCAACAGUACUUGGAGAACCGCAAGCUGCAGCUCACCUCGGACUUCCAGAUCUCCUCCAUGAGCCCCUUCCUCGAAUCGCAUCAGACCUUCUUCGCGCAGAUCGCCGGCUUCUUCAUUGUCGAAGACCGGAUUUUCCGCACCGCCGGUGACCUCAUAUUUCGGAACGACGUGGACAACCUGUGGGACAUGGCCAUAGGAAAGAUGUGCUCCGUAUUAGAGGACCAGUUUUCACGGAUGCAGACGGCGAACCACCUCCUCCUUAUCAAGGACUACGUGAGCCUUCUGGGAGUGACCCUCCGACGGUACGGCUACCAUGUCGAUCCCCUCCUUGUGGUGCUCAGCCAGCACCGCGACAAGUACCACGAGCUGCUCCUCGCCGAUUGCCAGAAGCAGAUGUCGGACGCCAUUUCUGGCGACAAGUUUGAUCCGAUGGUGAUGAAGAAGGAAUACGAGUAUAACAUGAACGUGCUCGCCUUCCACAUACAGAACUCUGACAUAAUCCCUGCAUUUCCUUACAUCGCGCCAUUCUCCUCGACGGUGCCCGAUUGCUGCAGGAUUGUCCGUUCCUUUGUGGAGGACUCGGUGAGCUUCCUUUCCUACAGCGGGCAGCUUGAUUUCUACGACGUGGUGAAGAAGUAUCUCGAUCGGCUACUUGCAGAAGUCCUCAACGGUUCGCUUCUUCGAUUGAUGAGCUCGGGAAGCGUCUAUACAGUCUCGCAGGCUAUGCAGGUUGCUGCCAACACGGCCAUACUGGAGCGAGCAUGCGAGUUCUUCGUCCGGCAUGCAGCUCAGCUUUCUGGUAUCCCAAUUAGGACGGUGGAGCGCAAACGCCGGCCGGUUUCACCACUGGCUCCAUCAAGGGAGGCUGCCCACGACCUUCUGUUGAGGCUCGUGAAGACAAAGGUUGACGAGUUCAUGACCUUACUUGACAACGUGAACUGGAUCGCCGAUGAUCCCCCGUUUAACGGGAAUGAGUAUGUGAAUGAGGUAGUCAUCUACCUUGAGACCCUCGUCUCUACAGGACAGCAGAUUCUCUCUCCGGACAUCUUAAUGAAUAUCCUGAGAGGCGUUUUGAGGCAUGUCUCAGACAGCAUUGUUGCUGUUCUUGCCGGAGAUGGCGUCAAGCGGUUUAAUGCGACUGCAGUCACGGGGUUGGAUGCUGAUCUCAAGAUAUUGGAAUCUUUUGCAGAGACCCAGGAUAGGCAGCUCAUGAGGGGUGGGGAGGAGGUGGAGGAGAAUGGUGCUGACAGCUCUGUACAGUCUACUUCGCCUUCUUCUUCUGAUCCGUCUUUGAAGGAGUCGUUAAUGGAGGCAAGGCAAUUGGUGAAUUUGCUGGAUAGUAGUCACCCUGAGAACUUCCUGAAUCCGGUUAUAAGAGAGAAGAACUAUGGGGCGCUGGAUUACCGGAAGGUGGUGACUAUAUCGGAGAAGCUGAGAGAUCCAUCGGAAAGGUACUUCAGCACUUUUGGUACAAGGGCUGCCAAGCAAAAUCCCAAGAAGAAGUCUUUGGAUGCUCUCAUCAAAAGACUCAAGGAAGUUUAGAGUGUUGUCACCACGAAGGAUCUAAAUGUGAUUUGACACGUUGUAAAGGGGAUUUUGGGUGCUCGAAGGCUGCAGGAAGAUACCUUGGGCUGCUUGGAGCACCUAGUAUCUCAAUGGGGAAAACUAUUUCUGGAGGUGUAUUGGAGUAUGUCAUGAUGCAACUGUUCUGUUGUUGAGCAUAUCAUUAUUGCUGCCGAUGCGAAGAAAAAGCAGACUAGUUUCUUCACCUUUUCCAUUUUGAUUCUUCCAUGCCCUCAAUGUUUAUUUUUUUGCUUCCACUGAUCAAUCUUCUUGAGGUAAAAUAAUUGGAUGAUUAAAUCAUGUAAUUGCUAGAAAUUCUUCCUCUGGUUUGAAUAAAACAUGGGCAACAAGAAUGUUCGAAGAGCUGGCUGUUAGGUUCAUUUGAGUUUAUUCUGCAAUUCAGUAUUUGAUCUCGUGGACAAGGAAUUAGAACGGAGGGCUCUCAUGCGUGCACCCAAUUCUGGAGGACGCGGGUAGUACUUCUCACUGCUCAGGAUUGCAGGUUGUUAAUUUGUUUGUACGUAAAGAAGAAUGUGCUCCCAUUUUUGUUUGUUUUUGUUGUACCAUUGUGCAUUUAUGUGUAAGAACACAAGGAAAAUGACAUUUGUAUUUGAUGGGUAUUUUUUUAUGGCGGCUGAUUAUCCUGCGGCA